CAUGCUUAGAAAGAACUUCUUGGAAAAAAGAUUACAGAAAUUUCUGACUACCACCAGCCCUAAAGGGUGGUUUCUGACUUCUCUGCAAGACAAAGUCACCCUAGGAAGAACUGGACCUUAAUCCACAGGAAAUGCACCACAGCCAGAGCCUUGACAGGUAGACUAUGGAUUGCUGGAAGGGAGCUGUAAGCCACAGCUGGAUUUAUCCCACAGUGAUCAUCUGUGCAAAUGGAUUUUUCACCACAAUGAGGCCAUCAGAAUCUUUUCUCACCCCCUAUCUAACGGGACCAGAUAAAAAUCUAACGAUUGAAGAGGUUACCAACCAGGUCCUGCCCGUUUGGACAUACUCGUACCUUGCUCUCCUUGUCCCGGUGUUCCUGCUCACGGACUAUGUGCGCUACAAGCCCGUGCUGCUCCUGCAGGGCGUCAGCCUCAUCGUCACCUGGCUCCUGCUGCUCUUUGCUCACGGAGUGCUGGCCAUGCAGCUGGUGGAGUUCUUCUACGGCAUGGUCACAGCCACCGAGGUGGCCUAUUACGCCUACAUCUACAGCGUGGUCAGCAGCCAGCACUACCAGCGGGUCACCAGCUACUGCCGGAGCGUCACUCUGGUGGCGGCCACCGUGGCCGCCGUGCUGGGACAGCUGCUGGUGUCCUUGGCAGGCGUCUCCUACUUCUACCUCAACGCCAUCACCUUGGCCUCCGUGUCGCUGGCGCUGCUGUGCGCGCUGUUCCUGCCCGCGCCCCAGCGGAGCAUGUUCUUCCACAGGAGAGAGGCCGCCGAGCCCCUGCCGGGCCCUGCGCAAGGGCCCUGCCGGGAGGAGACGAGCCCCGGUGCUGCUGCCGGGGCCCCGAGCCCGCAGCCCCCGGCCGGGAGCGCCGGGCCCCACGGCCCCGUGCUGGGCGUGCUGCUGCAGCUGGGCAGGGACCUGAGGGACUGCUACGGCUCCCGCAGCCUCCUCUGCUGGUCCCUGUGGUGGGCUCUGGCCACGGCCGGCUUCAACCAGGUGGUGAAUUAUGUGCAGGUGCUGUGGGACCUGCGAGCGCCCUCCCACAGCUCGGCCGUGUACAACGGAGCUGUGGAAGCAAUAGCAACUUUUCUGGGUUCAGCAACAUCCAUGGCAGUUGGAUACGUCAAAGUAAACUGGGAUCUCUCUGGAGAACUGGCUUUGGCAAUUUUCUCUGCACUGGAUGCUGGUUCUCUGCUUCUUAUGCACUUCACUGACAACAUCUGGGCAUGUUAUGCUGGUUACCUUGCAUUUAAAGCUUGCUACAUGCUCCUUAUAACAAUAGCAACGUUUCAGAUUGCAGUCAACCUCAGCAUGGAGCGUUAUGCUUUGAUAUUUGGCUUCAACAACUUUGUUGCACUGGUGAUGCAGACGAUUUUAACUGUUGUUGUAGUAGAUUCAAGAGGUCUGGGACUGGAUAUCAGCACUCAGUUUCUCAUUUAUGGCAGCUACUUCACAGUCAUAGCUGGAAUUUUCCUCAUCAGAAGCAUGUACACCAUAAUUUCAAUCAAAUGCAGAAAUACAAGUGUGGCUGCUGAAAGCACUGCCCCUUAACAACUGAGACAAGAGCAGUGGUUACAAGCAACAAUGCAGAAGGCUCCAUCAUCUGGACAACAAAUCAGAAUAAAAUGUUCAAUCAAGUAAAACUGGUCCAGGCUGAAGCAGGCUGUUUAUGAGCCUACUGCACAGAGAGCUUUGUCAACAGGGUGAUGCAUUUGGUCCAUUUUCUUCACCAACAGUUUAACACAAACAUUCCUCAGUCUUCUAAUUCAAGUUCAGUGAUCUGACCAGUGAGCACGAGGACAUUCAGAUGCCUGAACUUCACAUCAGUGGAACUCACAGAAAAACCUUGGGACUUUCCCUUUUACUGAGUAUUGCAAUUUGAGGCACUUUAAUUACUGACAGAAGACCACCAGAAACACCCAGGGAAUCUAAGGCACCUGUACCAGACAAUGUACUGUUGGAAUUUGUCAGACAGGCCUUUGGAAAACUUAACACCUUUUCAACCAGACAUCACAUCUGCCUUACAGAACUCAGGAUGGUCCUGCAAGUAUAGGAUCUUCCUACACUUGUAGCAGCUGGUGUUUUAGGACUGAAAUCUAAUCUAGGAGGUGUCUAUAUUCAUUUCUGUAUAAGGAGCCUAAAGUUAUCAAGUUAAGUGUUUUGAUGCUGAAGCAUAAAAAUACAGCUUUUAGGCAACUACACAAUUUGCAUAAACAACUGUGGGAACAACUGCAGAGAGUUCCAUGAUAAAAACAUUUAAAAUCAGGGGUGAAGAAUUCAUUUUGUAAAUAAAGCUAUUUUUAAAACCUAAUCAACACACAGUUAUGGUGUCAGUUUAUGCUCAAUAUACAGAAGACUCAAAACAAUACAAGAUCUUUAGCUUAUCUGGAAUCUGACAAACCCAAAAUCAGUGAACACGGACUAAAAAGGGGUGCUUACGAAUAGUUAAAGUUGUAAAUCAUUUAUAUGCAGUUAACUCAGUUAUGAAAAAUAAGGUAUUCCACUACUUCUACAGCAUAUUCUAAACUACAGGCCUUGCAUACUUUAAUCAGUUUCAGUACCUCAGCAGCAAUAUUUGGAUUAGAACAGUCUCUAUAGAUCUCAUUAGCCCUUGCCGAAAGCCUAAUUUACACCACUAUAAGUGAAGAGGGCACAGAAUCGUUGCCCUUUCAUAACACUUUUCAGCUCAUUGACAAGACAUUUCCCUGGUUUGGUCUGCUUUUCUGCACUAAGCAUUUUUAAGUAUUCCACAAGCCCUGCUGAACCCUUGCAGUUCCUCACUCUCUACUGCAUUUACCUCUUACUAUCCAAAACAGUCCAAAAUGUUGGUGAACAGGGAAGAGGUACAACUAUUUACACUGUGCUAAAAUACAGUGGUGAGAGUAAGGGUGUCACUAAUACCCUGCAAACCUCCAGUUACUGGGGAUUUGUUCAGUGAAUUCCCCAAAGAAUGCUGGGAACUGAACUUACACCACACCCUGUCCAGCAGUCUCCAUCAGAAACAAGAGACUUCAAGUCUGUUUUAAAUAUGCCAACAGGACAAAACCAUUCUAUAUAAGUAUAGAAAACUUACAGGAAACAGGUUUUAUGAGCUAUCUCCUGCUCGGUAUCUCUAAAGUUUAAAAAACAAAGCCAAACAACAAAAAGAAAUUACAACCCCAAUAGGCAGGCAACAGCAGCCAAAAGCAUUAACAUAAAUGUUUUUAUAAGCAGAGAUAAAACUUUUCAGAUGCCCUAGAAAAACAUAUCUGACAUUCAGGAAAUCAAUUACAAGUGAAAUGCCUUACCUUGAAGAAUUUUUGUGUUUAUCUCAAAUGGACUUGCACAUCACAUUUUUUAAAAAAGUCAAUCUCACAUUAAUUUAUUCCUUGUAUCCUGAAAGCUGUUAGAAUUUUAUCCUCCAGCUGGUCAGAAACCUUUAACCUUGCAGUUUAUGUAUUCACAAUAUACUUACAUUAUUUACUUAGCUCCAGUAUUACACUUGAACUUUAGCCAAAUUAUCUCUGUUUAAAACACCAACUACCUUGAUGCAGUUAUAUUUUUCUUGAACCUUAUCACUGUAACAGAGGAAGACAAUCCACACAUUUUUCCUUUUACAAAUUUCACUCUAGACUGGUAGGAAAUAUUUCUAUAAAUUAAAGAAAAAAAAAACCAACCCACCAGAUUUAAUAUUCCACAGGAGCUCUUACUGAUAUGUAUCAGCUUUUAAUAAAGAGAGGGCUACUACAUCUGUGGUCCCUUGGCCUGCUGUUAACACUCUGUCAGACCACACUGCUUGUUCAGAGCCUGUCAUUAGUUAUUCAUAAUAAUGUGUCUUUGCUGAAACCUUCUCUCCAAUAACUAACUACCCUUCACAGUGCUUCAGUGUCAUGACAGAUACUCUAUCCAAACCUCUCCUCUGUGACAGGUCACUUCACUUGAGCUAGAACAGCAAGCUUCAUCACAAGGACACAAAGAAACAAAUCCAAGUGAGGCAUGUGAAAAUUUUAAGCUUAACUCACCUUUAAACACAUUGCUUUAGACACCUUAUCUGUGUACAUUUUCAUCCAGUAAAUGUUACUGCACAGAAUAAUGCUACACAUUUUUUUUUCUAAUAUUUAUUUUUUCACCUGCAAACUGUAGCAAAACAUGAUCAGCUUUAUUAUGCAGACAGGUAUCCCUCUAACAUUAGAGAUUUAGGCAUGUAUAAAUAGAAGAGCUCUUAGGAAAAGAAAACAUUUUGAGAAAUGAACAAACCUUCAAUUUAACUUCGUGACUUCCAAUACCAAUGGUUAAAAUGAUGCAGCUCAUUCAUUCCAAGAGAUACAACAGCACCUUAAAGUGGCUGAUCUAUUCCCCAGUAACAUUUUUCACAUAACAAUGUGUUAAAGUUACAAAUACUGAUAUGCACAAAUAGCUAUUUUCUAAGAAAAAUAUGUACAGUACUGCAGCAUAAUGAGUGUGGUAUCUGCAAUAACUUAUUAGCCAAUCUUAAUACACAUGAUACCGCUACUUUUCACCUGCCACUUCACAGGUUCAAGGAUGUUACCACAGCCCUCUGUUUUGCACGUUAUUACCUGGUGGGGGAGGGUGGUUUUCUUGUUUUUUUGUGUCGGGUGUUUUUUUCUUUUUGAAGUUUUUUAAAGGUACACAAUGCAGGCUUUUAUUUUUACUUCUUAAAGACUUCUUUUGUGUUUAAAGCUAAUAUCAGUGAAACAAGACAACAGUGCAAGAGGCGCAGAGAUGUUAUGUGACCACAUAAGAGUUCUUUUGGGUAAAGUGUCUAUAAGGCUAUAAGAAAGGAUUGGUUGAUGAGCUUCCUGUUGGAAAUUGUCCUGUUGGUGCACCAGCC
Prinia subflava (tawny-flanked prinia) is the source of this 4839-nucleotide messenger RNA. Its product is annotated as thiamine transporter 2-like. Bases 165 to 1559 code for a protein of 464 amino acids. The transcript has 6 exons. Gene Ontology annotation, biological process: vitamin transport; transmembrane transport. The record is from RefSeq and is a predicted model, not a curated record. Gene Ontology annotation, cellular component: plasma membrane. NCBI's taxonomy places the organism in Eukaryota, Metazoa, Chordata, Aves, Passeriformes, Cisticolidae. Gene Ontology annotation, molecular function: thiamine transmembrane transporter activity.